Truncatella angustata is the source of this 843-nucleotide messenger RNA. Its product is annotated as beta-lactamase-like protein. The transcript has a single exon. The record is from RefSeq and is a predicted model, not a curated record. Bases 1 to 843 code for a protein of 280 amino acids. Lineage: Eukaryota; Fungi; Ascomycota; Sordariomycetes; Amphisphaeriales; Sporocadaceae.
AUGGGUCUGCAAUACAAAGUAUUUUUCAGCAAGCGUGCUUCAGCCACCCGAACUGGGCCAGUCGGUCAUGACAACCUGAAGUGGGUUCCCACCUCAUCUACCUUGAUCUACGGAGCCAAAGACGCUGUAUUGGUCGACGCGCAGCCAACCUCGGACGCUUCACAUGAGCUUCUGGACUGGGUUGUUGCAAGCGGGCACAACAUCACACACGUUUACGUCACUCAUGCCCACGGCGACCAUUUCUUUGGCAGCGCACUCAUCCUGGAACGGUUCCCGGACGCGGUUCUGGUCGCAACUCCCGAAGUUGUGGCCAGGAUGGAACUCGAGACUGCGCCAGAGCGUCUGACUGGUCUCUGGGAAAAGUUGUUUCCUAACCAGAUUCCCCGGACGCUCAAGAUCGCCCAGCCUCUUUCUCGGGACCAGUUUGAACUAGAAGGCGAGAAGCUGGAAGUCCUCAGGACUGGCCACACAGACACGGAUGACACGACGACUCUUUGGGUCCCGUCCAUCAAGCUCGCUGUGACGGGCGACGCCGUGUACGCAAACACCCACCCGUACCUGGGCGAGUCGGGAACGGCCGCCAAGCGGGGCGAAUGGAUUGAUGCGUUGAACAAGAUAGCCGCACUCGGACCUGAGCAUGUUGUGGGUGGGCAUAGCGAUCCAAGCAAGGGGUUCGGGCCUGAAGCAAUCCACGAGACAAAGACGUACUUGGAGAACUUUGACAAGAUCAGUUCCGACACCGGUACGGCUGAAGAACUUUAUGAGCGCAUGCUGGAGAUUUAUCCUGAGCUUCUAAACCCAGGAUCUCUCUGGGCAGGUGCUUUUUUGACCAAGCGGCCGUAA